AGGAUGCAGCGGGCCGCGCUCUUCCGCGGCGGCGAUGCGCAGAUGGCCGCCGGGGACCUGGGCGAGCUGCUGGUCCCCUACAUGCCCACGAUCCGGGUGCCCAAGUCAGGGGACCGGGUCUACAAGACGGAGUGCGCCUUCUCCUACGACUCGCCCGAUUCAGAAGGAGGUCUCUACGUGUGCAUGAACACGUUUCUGGGGUUUGGAAGGGAGCACAUCGAGAGGCAUUACCGGAAAACAGGACAGUGUGUCUACCUGCACCUGAAACGGCACAUCACAGAGAAGGUACCAGGAGCAUCUGGUGGAGCUUUACCAAAAAGGAGGARUGCUAAGCUAUUUUUAGACCUAGAGACAAGCAGUGACCUCAACAGUGAUGACUUUGAAUAUGAAGAUGAAGCAAAACUUGUUAUAUUUCCGGAUCACUAUGAAAUCUCAUUGCCCAAUAUAGAAGAGCUCCCAGCACUGGUGACGAUAGCCUGUGAUGCGCUCCUCGGUGCAAAAUCACCCUACAGGAAGCAGGAACCUGACUCCUGGGAGGAAGAGCUACAGGCUUCUAAACAUGCCAAAACACUUGUGCAGUUAGACAAUGGUGUUAGAAUCCCCCCCAGUGGCUGGAAAUGCUCCAAGUGUGACCUGCGGGAGAACCUGUGGCUGAACCUGACGGACGGCUCGGUGCUCUGCGGGAAAUGGUUCUUUGAUGGCAGUGGGGGCAAUGGGCACGCCAUGGAGCACUACAAGGAGACAGGAUAUCCCCUGGCAGUGAAACUGGGAACCAUCACUCCUGAUGGAGCAGAUGUCUAUUCCUUCGACGAAGAGGAGCCGGUUUUAGAUCCACACAUUGCAAAGCAUUUGGCACACUUUGGGAUUGACAUGCUGCAGAUGCAAGUGACAGAGAAUGGGCUAAGAGAUAACGACAUAAAGCCAAGAGUCUCAGAAUGGGAAGUGAUUCAGGAAGCUGGUGUGAAACUCAAGCCCAUGUAUGGCCCAGGGUACACUGGCAUGAAGAACCUGGGAAAUAGCUGCUACCUCAAUGCUGUCAUGCAAGCCAUUUUCAGCAUCCCAGAGUUCCAGCGAGCGUAUGUGGGAAACCUUCCACGAAUAUUUGACUACUCUCCUCUUGACCCAACACAAGAUUUCAACACUCAGAUGGCUAAACUGGGACAUGGGCUCCUUUCAGGCCARUACUCUAAGCCACCCAUGAAAUCUGAGCUUAUUGAGCAGGUGAUGAAAGAAGAACACAAGCCUCAGCACAAUGGAAUAUCUCCCCGAAUGUUCAAGGCUUUCAUAAGCAAAGGUCACCCAGAAUUUUCCUCCAAUAGACAACAAGACGCACAGGAAUUUUUCCUACAUCUUAUAAAUCUGGUAGAGAGGAACCCCGUGGGCUCAGGAAACCCCAGCGAUGUGUUCCGGUUCGUGGUGGAGGAGCGCACGCAGUGCUGCCAGUCCAGGAAGGUGCGCUACACCGAGAGGGUGGACUACAUCAUGCAGUUACCUGUGGCCAUGGAGGCAGCCACCAACAAAGAUGAAUUAAUUGCCUAUGAAUUGAAGAGGCGAGAAGCAGAAGCUGCAAGGAGACCUCUGCCAGAGCUGGUCCGUGCCAAGAUCCCAUUUACUGCUUGUCUGCAGGCCUUUUCUGAACCAAGCAACGUAGAGGAUUUCUGGAGCAGUGCCCUUCAAGCAAAAUCUGCAGGAGUUAAGACUUCUCGUUUUGCUUCGUUUCCUGAGUACUUGGUGGUGCAGAUAAAGAAAUUCACCUUUGGCCUUGACUGGAUACCCAAAAAGCUUGAUGUUUCCAUAGACAUGCCAGAUUUCCUGGAUAUCAGCCACCUUCGGGCCAGGGGGCUCCAGCCAGGAGAAGAGGAGCUCCCAGACAUUGCUCCUCCCAUUGUCAUUCCUGAUGACCCAAAAGAUCGCAUGACGAACCACUUCAUGGAGUCCCUAGAUAUUGAUGAGUCCUCAGUGAUGCAGCUGGCAGAGAUGGGAUUUCCUCUGGAAGCGUGUCGCAAAGCUGUCUACUAUACAGGCAACCUGGGUGCUGAAGUGGCUUUCAACUGGAUCAUUGCCCACAUGGAAGAGCCAGACUUUGCCGAGCCAUUGGUCAUACCUGCGUUUGGAGAAGUUGCUUCCAGUGGGGUAGCUGCUCUGGGAGCUGCAGGGCUGGAUAACCAGCCUCCUGAAGAGAUGGUGGCMAUCAUCAUUUCCAUGGGGUUCCAGAGGAAUGUGGCAAUUCAAGCRCUGAAGGCGGCGAACAAUAACUUGGAGCGUGCACUGGAGUGGAUCUUCAGCCACCCUGACCCUGAGGAAGAGAGUGACCCUGCUUUGGACACGAUGGACAUGGAGAACAAUGCCAAUGCCAAUAUCCUGGCAGAGACAGGGUCAGAGGGACCCAGGAUCAAGGACGGGCCUGGCAGAUAUGAGCUGUUUGGGUUCAUCAGCCACAUGGGAACAUCCACCAUGAGUGGCCACUACGUUUGUCACCUCAGAAAGGAGGGAAGAUGGGUGAUCUACAACGACCUUAGAGUCUGUGCCUCAGAACGACCUCCCAAAGACCUGGGCUACAUUUAUUUUUACCACAGGAUACCAAGUUAGGCCUCAGAUCUAUCACCCGGCCUUAAGAAGCCAUAAGCCUUUUUAACCUGCCAAAAAAAAAAAGCAUAAAUAAAAACCUAAAACCAACGAAAGACCCCAAACCCUUGGACUGCCAAAAAGCAAAGGAAAACAUGGGAUGUUUAUAGUGUAUUUAAAAACAAUCAUUUGACGCCGCCUUAAGUGUUAGAUGGAAGAUUUCUAUUAGGUGCUGUAUAGGACAUUGUUUUGGAUUUCUACACCGUACAGUGGAUUUCUGGUGCAGUUUGCAGCCAGUGUGUGGAGAAUGUGGAAGCUUCAGUGUUGAGCAAAAAUAGCCCAGUUGAGCCCAGCUCCUGCCUGCUCUGUCCGUGCCUCCUUUGAAGAACACAAACCAAUAUUUGUGUUUUUGGUAACUGGGACCCGGUGCUUUCAUCCAGAGUCCAGACCACGUAGAGAAAUCAUUCGAAGGGAGGAGGUUUGUGGCUGUUCUUCAGAGCAGAAUGUCCUAUUUCAGAGAUUAUUUUCAGUGCAGUGAGGAAAGUCAGCUGAAGUUGUAUCUGUUGGAAUUCAGUGGUGCAGUAUCUUAAUUUGACUUUUCCAUGCGUGAGCCUGAUGGAGACAGGAGCAAUCUCCUCUCAGUGCCCUCUGCACUUUUUUGCCAAAGAGAAAUUUUAUUUUUGCAGGCAUAGGUUUCUUCGUUUUCACUUGAAUGUUCAUUUUGCAAGUUCUUCCAACAGAUUCGGGGUUACAGAUGGCUGAAAGCAGCAGAAUUUCUGACUUUGAAAUUAAUGCACACCCUCAGGAAAGGCAAGGCUUUUGUUUAAAUUGGUUUCCUUCUGGAGGAGGUGAAGAAGGGUUCCAUGUCCCAUUGUAUUUGUGUCAGGGAAAUUUGCAUCUUAGACCACUCAUGUUCCAUCUGAAAUCAACUCCCUGACAAAAAAAAAAUCCUGCUUUCUGCUUAAAUACUGAGUUUCAUAUUGGAGUGGGAGAAAUUGCUUAGURAAUUUGCUGGUUUGUUGAUUUGCCCCUCUCUCCCUCCCUUAAAAAACCAAACCAACAAAAAACAGCAAGGAAAAGAAAUCAAACUGCAUAAAACCCACCUUGAAUUGAUAUUUCAGCUUUCUUUAUACUUGCAAAUGCACCAAUAAUCUGAUCUCUUCAACAGACACCUUCUGGAAGGGGUUUGAUAUCUC
This is a messenger RNA of Malurus melanocephalus (red-backed fairy wren), 3761 nucleotides long. It is a transcript of the gene USP13, whose product is annotated as ubiquitin specific peptidase 13. Bases 4 to 2589 code for a protein of 861 amino acids. Gene Ontology annotation, molecular function: protein binding; zinc ion binding; cysteine-type deubiquitinase activity. Gene Ontology annotation, biological process: protein deubiquitination. Lineage: Eukaryota; Metazoa; Chordata; Aves; Passeriformes; Maluridae. The transcript is spliced from 21 exons. The record is from RefSeq and is a predicted model, not a curated record.